UCCAAACGUUCGCUAGCGCCACCUACCUAUCAACUUUCAAAUGUCAUUCGCUUUCGGACUAUUCUCGCUAACGUACAAAGGCGCGCGCGUCCUUGUUAAUUCGGGACUUCAACACUUUCUUAUCAUCCACUAUCUUCGACUAUCGCUGCCAGCAUCUAUACUUGAAACCGCCGAUAAGACCUAUGGAGCCAGGAGCGGGGUACCCCAAAUAGGAGAAUCCUGCAUCGACCGUAUUCAACGCAUGGCUGAUUGCAUUGACAAUGAAGCAGAGUUUCGAUCGAGGGAAUUGAAUAAUAUUAAGAAACAGUUUCACUCAGUUCAAAGUAAAAUAGAAAAACACUUAGCAAAAAAGGGUGAGUUUAACCAUGAAGACCAAUUAGCCAUUCGCGAUAAAUUUGAUAACUUAUGUUAUGUUGUUCAAAUUGUAUUAGACAAUUCAAAAAUUAAUAUCAGAAAAAAUAGUUCGGUUCAUGUAACAACACCUCCUUUAUUUCAUCGUCAUCCAACGAAGAUAAAACUACCUACUAUUUCACUGCCUACUUUUAGCGGCAAUGUUACUGAACGGAAUGUAUUCUACGACUUGUUCAAGUCUUUAGUUCACGAUUAUGAAGAAUUAUCUGAUGUGCAACGUUUUCGUUAUUUAUUGUUGUCAUUACGUGAUGAACCGUUAAAUCUAAUAAAAUCUUUUCCCGUAACCGAUUCGAAUUAUCAAAAUGUUAAUAAAUCGUUACGACAAUAAGAGGAUUAUUGCAACGAAACACUUCGACAGAAUAUUCGAUGCCAAUCCAUUUAACGAUAAAAAUUAGAACAUAGUCUAAGAGACAUGAUCAAUUUAUGCCACGAUAAUUUAACUGCCUUAAAAUCGCUAGAUUUACCAGUUCAACAGUGGAGUUUUCCACUUUUAAAUAUUUUACUUCGUAAAAUAACUCCUAGUAUUCGCAGACGUUUCGAAUUAUGUUUAAAAUCUUCAAGUGACAUUCCGCUUGUUAGUGAUUUUGGACUUCCUUGAGAAGGAGUUAGCAGCCUUAGAGGUGAUGUCCGCUGCUAAGCACAGUGCACGUCUCACAACCAUGUCCGAUACCUCGCGCCAGCCUACUUCUGUCACUCGUAGCGGCACCAGCCCAGCCUAUGCUGACUCAUCGACGUGACCUGCUAAUGCUACGCGCCCAUCUUUCUC
Pararge aegeria (speckled wood butterfly) is the source of this 1177-nucleotide messenger RNA. RefSeq lists its product as uncharacterized. The record is from RefSeq and is a predicted model, not a curated record. NCBI's taxonomy places the organism in Eukaryota, Metazoa, Arthropoda, Insecta, Lepidoptera, Nymphalidae. The transcript is spliced from 2 exons. Bases 41 to 739 code for a protein of 232 amino acids.